AUGGAGAAGAGUCUCUUUUCUGUGUGCAAACAAUCUUCUUCUCUCCCUUUGUUAGCUUUGUUCAACUUUUUCCUCAUCGGAUUUUGCAGAUGGGUUUCUUCUGCUCGCAUCGUAUUAUCCAGAUUCUUCCCUCUUCUUCAACACCAUCAACGUGUUUCCGACAAAAACAACAAAGAUCAUGAUUUCUCAGACCAGAAACAUCAGAGUUUGAUCAAACACACAGAACAAGAACAAGAUGAUGAUGCUCUGACUCUGUCUAGAGAAGACGCAGAGAUGGUUAUGAAAAGCUUAGGGCUUUUCUCCUACUCAGAAACCGAUGAGCUUCAAGAACGGUACAGUUCCAAGGAGAUUUCGAGUUUGUUCGAAGAGAAAGAGGCGAGCUUGGAGGAAGUGAAGCAAGCUUUUGACGUGUUUGAUGAAAACAGAGAUGGUUUCAUCGAUGCUACAGAGUUGCAGAGAGUUUUAACAAUAUUAGGUUUCAAAGAAGAAUCUUAUAUUGAGAAUUGCUUGGGCAUGAUUAGAUCAUUAGAUGGAAAAAAAGAUGGAAAAAUCGAUUUUAAAGAGUUUGUGAAAUUCAUGGAGAAUAGCUUCUACUGA
Messenger RNA from Arabis nemorensis, 597 nucleotides. The record is from the annotation of a GenBank genome assembly. Lineage: Eukaryota; Viridiplantae; Streptophyta; Magnoliopsida; Brassicales; Brassicaceae.